AUGUCCACUCCCUCGAUUCCCAGUCCAUCUCAAAAGCCUUUUAAGGUCCGACAAGCUUGCGAUCCCUGUCAUCGACGGAAAAUACGAUGCGAUGGCUGCAACCCGUGUCUCAAUUGUCGAACCUCUGAGUUAGGCUGUACGUACCUGGCUGUGCACAAGAAGACCGGACCUCAAGGGCCACGAAAAGGUCGAAGAGCCAAAAGACCUGGAGAGUCGAUUCUACAAGUUUCAAGUCCUCUUCCAGUUCCAGUCGAAAACAAUGAAUUGGUAUUGGUACCAGUGGAGAGUCCUAGCCUGGCACCAGAUACUGAAGACUUCUCUCCAUCACCACAAAUCACUGAAGCUGUUGUCAAAUGGUGUCUGGAUGCCUACUUCAAGCACAAAUACCCGCUCACGCCUAUUCUAGACCGCCAACAACUCGAAGAAAAUACGAUUUCAGCUGAGAAGUACAGUCUGAUAUCAGCCUGCUGUGCUAUAAUUGCAUUAUCCCCGGAGAUUUUACCACCAUCGCAUACACAGGAUGACAUCACCCUUCCAUCUGCCGACUUUUUGAUAUCAGAAACUCUUCGCUCAAGGGCACGUUGCAAAGCUGUGGAGCACCCAUCGCUAAGUCAUGUCCAAACUUCAUUCUUUCUUUAUGCCGCUUUCUUCUCUAUGGACAAGGAUAAUUCGGCAUGGUACUACCUGCAAGAGGCUAUUACCAUGUUACAGACACUGCGGCUACACGAAGAAGUCACAUAUGAUGAGUUUAUUAACCCAAUUCUUUCCAUAUAUGCUCGGCGCACGUUCUGGGUUUUGUUCAUCACUAAGAGAGCAUAUGGGCUACAAAGAAACCGUCCCAUCCGAUUGCAGGAAACUCUGGAACUGCCAGCUAUUGAUCCUUUGUCGCAAGAUGCAGAAAUACUUCUUGGUUUCCACGAUUUGAUCUCCUUAUUUCGUCCCUUCGAUUCGGACUUCAUUGCGAACUGGAACCAGUUGACUCCCUCGACAUCAGCUGAUUCUGCUCGCCUGUCGCAUCUUCAAUGCCUUCUAAAGUAUUCACUACCAAACUUGUCAAAUCACUCUCAGGUUCAACAAGCAGAUCUUCUCAUCUCGCGCCAGUGGCUGAAAACAGUUGUGUGGAAACUUUGUGCUUCAAAACAGGUGUUAUCUACCGGAAGCAGCGACAAUGUCAUGUCGAUCCAUUACCCUGCCAGCAUUGCGCGUGAUAUUGUUCUCAUAUCACAGCUGGUGCCGACCCAAGCUUUCGAAGCCAAUGGUAUCGGAAUUCUUGAGAAGGUAUUCGAUGUGGGAUGUUCCCUGGCAGACCUUAUGCUACUGGUGCCGCUGGACUUCCAAGCGUCGGCUAUGGACGUUGGUGCAAUUGACACUCUAGUGGAGAUGGUGAGAAUAGUAGGGUUGAGAUUCGGGGGGAGUUAUCGACAUUUGAACAUACUUGUCGACAAGGCCAGCGGCUGUUUCUUACGGAAUAUAGAUAGAAGCUUGCCCUUGCCAUCAGGCGACGAUGAUGGAGAGGGCCAGACUACUUGGUCGACCACAUCUCUUUGA
Fusarium venenatum is the source of this 1548-nucleotide messenger RNA. Its product is annotated as RING-3. Gene Ontology annotation, biological process: regulation of DNA-templated transcription; DNA-templated transcription. The record is from RefSeq and is a predicted model, not a curated record. Gene Ontology annotation, molecular function: zinc ion binding; DNA-binding transcription factor activity, RNA polymerase II-specific; DNA binding. NCBI's taxonomy places the organism in Eukaryota, Fungi, Ascomycota, Sordariomycetes, Hypocreales, Nectriaceae.